AAGCAGGCGGAGCCGGCGGAGCGGAGUGGAGCGAGGCAGGCAGAGGAAAGAUGGCAGCCGCGGCAGUGGCUGAGUUUCAGAGAGCACAGUCUCUUCUUGGAACAGACCGGAAUGCCUCUAUCGAUAUCUUACAUUCAAUAGUGAAGCGGGACAUCCAAGAGAGUGAUGAGGAGGCGGUGCGUGUUAAAGAGCAGAGCAUCCUGGAGCUGGGUGGGCUGCUGGCCAAGACAGGACAAGCUGCAGAGCUCGGGGGUCUGCUAAAAUAUGUGCGCCCCUUCCUCAAUUCCAUCUCCAAGGCUAAGGCAGCCCGGCUGGUCCGUUCCCUGCUGGACCUGUUCCUGGACAUGGAGGCCGCCACGGGUCAGGAGGUAGAGCUCUGCCUGGAGUGCAUAGAGUGGGCCAAGGCUGAGAAGAGGACAUUCCUCAGACAGGCACUAGAGGCUCGUCUUAUCUCACUGUAUUUCGACACAAAGUGCUACCAGGAGGCACUACAACUUGGCUCCCAGUUGCUGCAGGAGCUGAAGAAGAUGGAUGACAAGGCUCUGCUGGUGGAGGUUCAGCUGCUGGAGAGUAAGACAUACCACGCGCUCAGUAACCUGCCCAAGGCCCGCGCCGCCCUAACCUCUGCCAGGACAACCGCCAACGCCAUCUACUGCCCACCCAAACUACAAGCAGCUUUAGACAUGCAGUCAGGGAUCAUUCACGCAGCGGAGGAGAAAGACUGGAAGACGGCGUACUCCUACUUCUAUGAGGCCUUCGAGGGCUACGAUUCCAUCGACAGCCCCCGAGCCAUCACAGCCCUCAAAUACAUGCUGCUCUGCAAAAUCAUGCUCAACGCGCCAGAGGAUGUCCAGGCCCUCAUCAGCGGCAAGCUAGCCCUGCGGUACGCAGGCAGACAGACAGACUCACUGAAAUGUGUGGCACAAGCCAGCAAGAACCGGUCGCUCGCAGACUUUGAAAAGGCACUAACAGAGUACAAAGCAGAGCUGAGGGAUGACCCCAUCAUCAGCACCCAUCUGACCAAGCUGUAUGACAACCUGCUGGAGCAGAACCUCAUCAGAGUCAUCGAACCUUUCUCCAGGGUCCAGAUAGCACACAUUUCCUCCCUCAUCAAACUCUCCAAGGGAGACGUAGAGAGGAAAUUAUCGCAGAUGAUUCUGGACAAGAAGUUUCACGGUAUUUUGGACCAAGGCGAAGGUGUACUGAUCGUCUUUGAAGAGCCGGUGGUGGACAAGACGUACGAGGCGGCCCUGGAGACCAUUCAGAACAUGAGCAAAGUGGUCGACUCGCUCUACAACAAAGCCAAGAAGCUAACAUAAGAGAGAGUGAGAGCAUCAGUCCUCCUGUCUGGAGUGACGCGGGCCAGUCAGACCUCCGUCAAUCGCUCACUUCAACCUGGGAGGGAAGAGGGGAGGAGGACGAGGAGAUUACAAACACUUAACAACCCAGCAAGCAAAUAAACCAGCUGACCUACUGAAGACUCAACAGAACAACCUAACUGACGGGACGGACACACCGCUCCUCCUAGUCCUCCCUCAGCCCUCUGCUCUCCCUCCUUCCUGUCACUGUCUCCUCCUUCCAAUCUGACUGGGGUUGAUCUGACACAAAGUGCUCCUCCCUAUGGACAAAUCCAGGCACUGCGCCCCUCCUCUCUUCUCUUCUCCCACCACUGGUUUCUACUGUAUGUAAAAUUGGACAAGCCUCCCUUUCCCCCCCUUUUUUUCCCCCCCUCUGUUUCUCUCUGCGCUGGCCAUCAGGGAAUCUUGUAAAAUAACAAUAAAGAAUACAUAUACAGUACUUAUACAUACAUGUAUUAUAAAAAAGAAAAAAAAACAUGCUCGGUCUGUUCUAGAGUGUAACCGGGGGUAAAGAUGGGUCGGUUGGAUUCUACCUGUUCUGUUCAAUUUGCCAACUUGCCCCGAAACUUAAAUGUUUGAAUUUCUCCCCAUUUUCUGCGCCUGCAAAGAAUGGAUCCGCAGUUAGUUUAGGUCACCAGAGGAAUGGUUUUGAAAAACGCCCCUUCUUCUCUUUCACACUCAUUCACAAGACAUUCUGGGAUUUGUGGACCAUACAGGGAAUUUACUCUUGUGUCCACGCGGGACCAUUCCAUAAGAAGAGGAGGACAUCCAUCGACACGUCUGGAUCGUGUUCCAACGUCUCCUACAUCCCCUCCUCCCCCUCCCUCUCUUCUUUCCCCACCCUUCCCCCCCUUGCACUCCCACUUCCUGUUUGUAUAUAACAUUGCCAAGCGCCUCUGUUCAUCCAAGGCCUGAUGUAUUUACACUGUCCCCCUUUUUUUAUAAUGCGUAAGAACAGAAUAAACCUCGCCACAGAGAGCUUGGUCAGUCACACAAAGUGCUUUUGAUGCUCUUGUCUGAACGUGACUGGAGAGAGAACUCUGCAUUCUGAGAUGUGAUGGGUGGUUGUGCAGAAAAGGGCGGGUUUGCUGGAGAAAAUCAAGCUGUAUAUUUCUGGGAACUUAAUUUUGCAAGGACUUUGAGGGUUUACCAUAUGUGACAUAUAGAAAGACAAAUGCUAAUAAAAAAAAAUUAAACCUG
Molecule: messenger RNA, 2558 nt
Organism: Thunnus maccoyii (southern bluefin tuna)
Lineage: Eukaryota; Metazoa; Chordata; Actinopteri; Scombriformes; Scombridae
Product: 26S proteasome non-ATPase regulatory subunit 11A
Exons: 13
Coding region: 51-1319 (422 amino acids)
Biological process (GO): ubiquitin-dependent protein catabolic process
Cellular component (GO): proteasome regulatory particle, lid subcomplex
Molecular function (GO): protein binding; structural molecule activity
Source: RefSeq, a predicted model, not a curated record